Messenger RNA from Cydia fagiglandana, 4714 nucleotides. Its product is annotated as netrin receptor unc-5-like. The record is from RefSeq and is a predicted model, not a curated record. The coding region runs from base 267 to 1913 and encodes 548 amino acids. The transcript has 10 exons. Lineage: Eukaryota; Metazoa; Arthropoda; Insecta; Lepidoptera; Tortricidae.
AGUAAGCCAGAAGCUCCCGCAGAGAGUACACGCGUCCCGUACCCCCAUGUAACCGAACACGUGCUUUUACGAAAAAAAAAAUAGACAAAUAAUGACGAGAAACGUCGAAAAAUGUACAAUAAAUUAAAGAGUUAGCAAGAUAAAACCAAAUGACGUGCUUCCAAUUUUAAAAGUGGAAUGAAAUUGAAGCGUUUUGUAAAUGAAGUGUGCUGUUUAAUAAUAUUUUUUAAUAUUAUUUUUGUGGUUGUUACUGUGAAGUGUUAGUAAUGUGUUUGGAAAGAUAUGUUGUGUGUUUCCUAUUAUUAUUUAUUGUGAUGUCCGUUGGAAAGGAAAAAAAUGGAGACAUUCAACACACAACAGAAAAGGAAACCCGACCGGAAUACAUACACCCAGAUGGCCUUUUAACCUUUGACCCUUACCUAUCAGACAUAAAACCAGAAGCCGAGGACGAUGACUACAUACCACUGCCUGAAAACGACGAAACAAUUGACGGUCUACCCAUAUUUUUAAUAGAACCAAAGAACGCAUAUGUCAUGAGAGCAAAACCAGCCAGUCUCCUAUGUAGAGCCGCUAAUGCUUUGGAAGUAUUUUUCAAAUGCAAUGACGCUAGAAGUGACAAAGCAGUGCAGUUUGAACACGUCGAUCCUCAGAACGGUGUGAGGGUGGUUGAAGCUGAGUUGAAUGUGACCAAGAAUGAGAUUGACGAUUACUACGGCGGCAAAUUCGGAUGCGAAUGCCUUGCUUGGAAUAGUAAAGGAAGAAUUAGAAGUCAGGCGGUGUUCAUUGAAUAUGCAUACAUCAAGAGGCAGUUUGUCCAACAUCCACAAUCAGCGACCAUCGAGGCGGGUCAGAGUGUGACGCUGCGUUGCGUGCCACCGCAAGCGGCGCCGCCGGUGGAACUCAAGUGGACAAGGAACGGAGUACCGUUGGACGUUAAGGAGAAUAUGCUACAGCUAACAAAUAUUGGGUUACAGGAUAUGGCCAACUAUACAUGCGUUGCUGAGAACAUUGCCGGCCGCCGGGAGUCUGAUGUUGCUGUCAUAUCAGUAUAUGUGAAUGGCGGCUGGUCAGACUGGUCGCCUUGGCUUCCGUGCCGAUGCGGUACCGCUACCAGCGGCCGCCGCCGCACCAGGACCUGCACCGAGCCUGCUCCAGCCAAUGGUGGGGCACCCUGCAGAGGUCAACAGUCCCAGAAUGAUGAGGACUGCCUGAGCUGUCAAAAUGGAGCUUGGUCUGCCUGGGGCGGCUGGUCGUCUUGCAGUGAGGACUGCAUGAGGGUUCGGCGGCGGCAGUGCAUCAGUGGACUUGUCUCGACUUGUUCGGGCACGAGUCUGCAGCACGCCGCCUGUGUUGAUGGACUGUGUUCUACUGGGAUGAGGCUAAGUAAGAACAACCUUGCCCUCUACAUCGGCAUUGGCAUGACUGUUGUCAUUUUGGUGGUGGCGGCGGCCAUCUUCUACGUUUGGUGUAGAUACAGAAACUCAAGGCCUGGCUAUAUUGCUGCGAGGUCAGGUAUCCCAAAGACGUAUCCCACCCGGGACAAAGCUGUUUCCGGGCCAGAUGUGACCAGGUCCUGCAACGAGUACUGGAUGCAGGGCCCUGACAACCAUUAUGAUAUGCCGCAUGUGCGAGACAGCUACUCCUCGCCCUUCGGCAACCGGACCCGGCAACCCUCGUCGGCCGGCAGCAACCACUACGAGAUGAAACCCUACAGCCCUUCCGGCGACUCUGCGUCUAGUUGUUACACUAACUCCAGAACAAUGACGUCACGCUCCAGCGAGUGCUCCUCCCAGCUCGCGGAGCUGGUGACGUCAUCACCCAGCUCCGCGAAAGUCGACGUCGCCGUCACGCUACCCGCAAUACCUCUGGACUCCAGUUACAGGGAGAAGAUAUGCCUUACUGUUGUCAAAUAGACUGUUGUUACGUAAUCAGGGUAAAAAAAAUGUAAUUAAUGUAACAGCUGUAUUUGGUUCGAUCCCGAGCAAAGCCUGCUUGGAUAACAGUCGGCCGUUAAUAAAUACCUAUUGCUAAUUAUUUCAUUCGCCUAACCUAACCCUUCUCAUGUCGUCCGGUUAAGGUGACAGUCCAUUUCCAACGACAGCAGCACUACCACUCAUUUCACUAUGCAAACUGACAAUAACACCGACGCGUUUGCACUAGUAGUGCAGCUUCGGUCAGAAAUGGAAUGUUACCCUUAUCGACAAAGGUGCUUAAACCGACUAUGUUUAAAAAUAAAGACAUGUUAUCGUCUCACUUACAGGUAGCAACGUCGAUCGGAUACUCAGAAUGUAAGACCGUCUGUUAACAAACUAAACAUUUGGUUAGCUCGGCAAAUUGUUACAGCUAUUACGUUACGAUACAAUUAGUGUCGGUAUUUGUUAAAUAUGUAUUAUGCAUCUUCUUUUGUAUUGUAAUAAAGUGUAUGUUACAGGAUUGACAUAAAUACGUAAUUGGCCUAAGUACGUUGAAGUUUAGUUUCUUAUAAACUUUGUGUUUUGAUAUAAACACGUUUAAAUAAAUGUAUGCUUAUUUUCAGCACUAAAUACUUUAAAUUUGUAACAAGCGAAUAAUAAUAUUUUUACUAAACAGACAAACUAUAACUUUUCCGACUAGUUAAUAACCAUUGGUCAUUUAUAAAAUAAUAGGAAACAUUAUACCUAUGUAAUUACUGCACUGAUAACUCAACGCAAUGACGGCGCGUCCAGCAAAUUGCCAUUUUCGUUAUUUGGGGUCCAGAGAGAGUAACAGCCCUUUUGCAAUAGACUAAUUGGAAAAGGCCGGAUGCUUGCGGGUAAUAACUUCCGCGAUAAACUGUCUGCCGUAUUCGAACUUCAAGAUAUUCACAAGAGACGACACGUAUUACAUCCAUUCUAGAUACGUUAUAGUUUAAUAUCAACUAGUUCUCUUUUGCAGCGCAAUUCGGGCAACCAAUGUCACUUUUACGUUAGAUAGAGCAAGACAUCUAUUAGAUGUGAAUUGGAUCUCUAAGUCAUAUCCUGUGGAAAUCGUUCAAGAGUAUCUCCAGAAUCGCGCAAAUGUCAAAUUUGACAGGUCAGAUCUUAAACAUAUCGUUAUCGUAUCUUGGUGAUGUCUAAAAGCUAUCUAAUAGAUGUCUAUUUCUAAAUCCGAAUCGGGCCCUGUGUCUAACUAGGGCCGCUACUAGACAUGCGCCGAAGCCAUAGUAAUUGGCGAUUAUAUUUCUAGCGACGCUUCUCGUCACGGGAUUGAAGACAGACGGUACUUAUAAUAAGUUAUUGACGCUAUUAAAAUUACUUCAGUACGUGUCUAAUACGUACAAACAUAACUUAAAAUGUAUUUGUAUUUCUUCUAUGUAUCUACUUUUUACAAAGAAUUGCAGAUAAAAUAGUUGUACUAAAGCAAUGACUGAGUUCCUUAACAUUAAAUAAACGAAUUAUAACUCUCUUUAAUCGUACUUAUACAUGCCUGUAGAAUAUCUUUAAUUUUUCAAUUGCGGCCAAAUAUUGCAACUAAUUUUAUUUAUAGCAAUGUGCAGUGUGAUCUGUUUAUAGACUUUGCUGAAAAUAAUAAAACAUGUUAAGUAAUUGUGCGUCGAGUACCAAGUUUAAAAACACUAUUUUAUUAAUUUAUUCUUGUAAGUGGAAGGUUUUGUACAAUGCCGAUCUGCAUCCCUGGCUAAAGAAUUUGUUAUAUAUUCCUGAAUUUAGUAACUAACGAUAGGGACGCAGCUAUACGUUAGGCACUUUUCGCACAAGCAUUGCUGCGUUCGCCAGUUACUUGUACAUAUUAUUAUUACUAUUGCCCCGACUCUCAGAUGGUAAUGGCCCGACAAUAAGUAGGUACUUGUACAAGAAGAGUAGGGGAGACCGAGGUGAGUUGAAACAGAAGUAAGUUGAAACAACGUGAAUUUUGCGGUAUUUAUAAUCGUCUUGAGGCAAGGACUCAUAUUGAGGAACCAGCGGGCUACUAGGACGCGGCUAAACAUCGUUUUUUCCACCACGAUAUCAGUUAUAUAUGUCUCAAAAAUUACGUUGUUUCAACUUACCUCUGUUUUAAGUAAUCUCGGUCUCCCCUAUCAAGCGCUUUGUUUGAUAGUGUAAGUAUUUAUUUAUUUGCACCCUUAUUAUUAGUUAUUAUUUCUUAGUUAUACGUACUCGUAAUAUCGGUUUGUUAUAAGUAGUUAUUGUUUGUAUUUGCACUUUUAUCUAUUUAUUUGCAAAUAUUUGAAUUGUUCCACAUUAAAUAAAAAUAAAUAGCUAUUAUAACCAAUGACACGCAAUGUAUACGUUUAUUUUCUUAGUGUCAAAUUUAGUUAAAAAGACUGUAAAUUAUAUCGAUGCAUUUUUUUUAAUAACCUCUCAUGUCUAUUCUAUUCAGAUUAAUUAUAACUCAAUAUAACUCCAGAUAUCUCUGUAACUUAAUGAAGAACAUUGGAGAGCGAUUCUGAUUUUAUUUUCAAGAAAUUAAAAUUAAAUUCGUUAUUUUCUGGAUUUAACCUUUAAUUCCAUAAAAUACAUUUUUAUGUCCUCAAAUAUCUAUGUGCAAUUAAAUUUAAAAACACCUGUUUGUACGAAAAAUAAAAUUGUGUGUGUAAUUAUCACUUUUUAAUUUAGUAAUUAGGUUUGAAUUGUUUUUAAUGUAUUUUGAUAAACACAAUGCAUUUAUUUGUAAACGAAAUUGUAUAUAGUAUUCGAAUAAACUGUGAUAUUUAAUAAAAAAAUUUAAGAAGCUGUAA